AUGAACGAGUUAUUCGGAGACUACGAGGGGAUGGAAGAAUGGCACAGCUGGGGCAUAGACUACGAAGGCGAAGCUUCCAUGAUCCCUGGUGUUGGUGGAUCUUUCAUUUAUCCUGGCAUUGACGACUUUGACGCCUCAUGGACUAGUCAGCCCUUCGGCUCUGGAUCGAUUGGAAGAGAGGCAUCUUCCCUGGACGGAUUCGCGGGCUAUGACCUGCGCGGCUUCUCUGAACCGAACAGGCACCAUCGGACGGAGUCUCUUCGCCAUAAUGAGACAAUACCGCACACUCAAGACGCAUGGUCUACCCACGUUGCACUCCCAUUGACGAUUCACAGGCAUGCAUCGGCCAGGGUGGGUCAUCCUUCGACAUCUGCUGCGUUAAGUCCACCAAUGCCGCGCCUCUCUUCUGAGUGGUCGCCCGAGUACCAGCUUCCAGAGGCGACGUGUGUUGCUGCAGAUCCCAGUGCCUCGGCGAACCUGUCAUACGCGCCAGCAGAAGCCCAUUGGUCCAAGGCGCACGUACGCUCUGAUCCGCCCCUAACAGACUACGGCAACGGCUUGAUGCCGCGUCGGAGGACGCGAAGGUCUGAUGACGAUGAGUAUACCGCGUCCUGGAUCCGAGGUGAUGGCAAUGAUCGAGCAGGAUGGUGUGGUAUCUGUCGUUCCUGGUAAGCGACUCGUUUGCGGCUUUAUACGCCUCGCUAAUCGUCCGUUGUGCAGGCACAAACUCAAGAAUUCCGCUUACUGGUACCAUAUGCACUAUUUCCAUGGUAUUAGUUGUGUCACCGGAAAGCCUUUCGACAAGCCUCUGAGCUGGAGGCAAGCCCAAGGAUCGACUGGAUGGGAGGCUCUAUGCGGAGGCUGCAACCAAUGGGUCAGCGUUGGUCGCGCCGACCGUGCCACGACUCCUUACUAUCGACACGCCUACCGAUGCCAGAUCAAGGAUAACCCAGCCUUGACAAGGAGCCAAAGCCUCGCCAAAAGUAGAUCUCCUGGACGCUAG
Molecule: messenger RNA, 1003 nt
Organism: Lecanosticta acicola
Lineage: Eukaryota; Fungi; Ascomycota; Dothideomycetes; Mycosphaerellales; Mycosphaerellaceae
Source: the annotation of a GenBank genome assembly